AUGGCUAAGCUACGUACCACUAUAUCUAUAUCGCCUGAUGGUAUCAUUGUUCGAUUGGGAGAACGACCUACUCAAGUUUCUACAGUUGACGGUACUGAACCCCGUCUAUCACUGCGUGAUAUGGAUUGGUUACGUAAAGUUGCUGUUAUGCACAUCAGCCAUGUUGUCUCUCUAUCAUCUAUAUCGGUAUCUAGAGUCAAACCUUCCAUCUUUAUUAAGCCUAGUACUCUGGAGUUCUGCUACGACGGUAAAGAUGAUAACUAUGUUCUCUACGAUACCUUCAAUGAUGACGUUGAGAUCCAUCCCGAUCUUCCGUUAUCUAUUGGUUAUGGCUCUACUAUGUGUUUUGAUGCUAUCACUGACUCCUCUCUAGCCCCAGACCGCGAUCUACUUCCACCUUGGGAAGUUAUAUCUAGGGAAUGGAUCAGUGAUAAGAUUGCUCCACUAGGUCGUGUAUCUACUGAAGUACCAUGGCGAAGUCAAGACCGUCCUGGUUUCAACUUUCACUACGCGGCUAAACGUGGUCUAGCCUCUAUAGCUCGUCUAGAUUCUAAACAGCAAUCUAUGUUUGAGGAUGCCCUUUCACAACUUGUCGAUAGGGGUUUCUGUUCGAUUGUCUGUGAUCUACGGUCAACUGGUUUGAAGAAGCCAACUAGAGCUAUGUGUCAAGCAGCUUGGUCUACGUUGGUCAAGGGUACUGCCAAUGAGGGUUCUCCUGUUCCUCUGGCGGAACAUUACACUCCUUCACAUCUAGUGUAUCGCCAUCUACAUCCUACUACACCGUGUAGGGUGGUGUUCGACUUUAGAGACCUAAACCGCUUCUCUAAUCGUGGUGGCUAUCCUCAGAACUCUCUAGCCGGUUGCCUCCUUGCUAUUCGAUCCUAUGAGUAUUUCAUAGCUGGAGAUCUAUCUAAGGCAUUCUGUAGAAUGUCCUCUAGUAUUAAGGAUGUUCCAUAUGUUGGCUACACUUGUAUCGGACCAUACAUUGUUCUAUGGUCCCGUGUAGCCUUUGGCUCUACAGCAGCGCCUAAUCAACUUGACGCUUCUAUGGAAGAUGUGAUUAAUGAGAUCAAGGCAUUGUCCAAGCUGGCUUCUACAGUUGAAGCUCCGGUUACUCGUCUAUGUGAUAUUGAGCCUCAUUUGGUUGAGCGUUGUCUACUGAGAUCUAGCACUGAGGCCUUCUCCUAUCUACAGGGUUGUCCACCGGUCCCCAAGGAGAUCACACUGAUCAAGUUUGUCGAUGAUGUCUAUACCGGUGGAUCUAACAAGUCUAGAGUUACAUCAAGCUAUGACUUCAUUACCUAUAUCUCUAAUGGUCACGACUUCGUCAUUGAACCUAAGAAGCGUUUUAAUAGUUGGGAGCCCU
Molecule: messenger RNA, 1366 nt
Organism: Perkinsus marinus ATCC 50983
Lineage: Eukaryota; Perkinsozoa; Perkinsida; Perkinsidae
Exons: 1
Source: RefSeq, a predicted model, not a curated record